CAGUGGAUGUUGCUAGAACCCACGCGGAGGACAGGAGAGACACAGGCAGGCUGUGGUCACUCAAGCGGCCGCCCCUGCCUCAGGGACCCUUUCCCCGAGAGACGGCAUCAUGACCCAGGGAAAGCUCUCCGUGGCUACCAAGGCCCCCGGGACCGAGGGGGGGCAGCAGGCGAAUGGAGAGAAGAAGGAGGCCCCAGCAGUGCCCUCAGCCCCGCCAUCCUAUGAAGAGGCCACCUCUGGGGAGGGGCUGAAGGCAGGAGCCUUCCCCCCGGCCCCCGUGGCUGUGCCUCUCCACCCCAGCUGGGCCUAUGUGGACCCCAGCAGCUCUAGCUACUACGAGGGCGGGUUCUCCGGCGGCCUGGAGCGCUUCACUACCUUCAGUUGGGAUGACCAGCGAGUCCGCCGCGUCUUCAUCAGAAAGGUCUAUACCAUCCUGCUGAUCCAGCUGCUGCUCACCUUCAGUGUGGUGGCUCUGUUCACCUUCUGUGAACCUAUCAAGCGCUAUGUCCAGGCCAACCCAGGCUGGUACUGGGCAUCCUAUGUUGUGUUCUUUAUCACCUACCUGACACUGGCCUGCUGCUCUGGACCCAGGAGGUAUUUUCCAUGGAACCUGAUUCUUCUGACCGUCUUUACUCUGUCCAUGGCCUACCUCACUGGGAUGUUGUCCAGUUACUACAACACCAAGUCUGUGCUGCUCUGCCUGGGCAUCACGGCCCUCGUGCCCUGGCUCCACGCAGUGUAUUCCGUGCUGGGGGCAGUGGUGUUUACAUUGUUCCUGGCAUUUGACACUCAGCUGCUGAUGGGGAACCGGCGCCACUCCCUGAGCCCAGAAGAGUAUAUUUUUGGAGCCCUCAACAUUUACCUAGACAUCAUCUAUAUCUUCACCUUCUUCCUGCAGAUUUUUGGCACCGACAGGGAUUGAGGUGCCCCACCCCCACCCCAGCCUGGCUUCCUCCAGAGAAUGCCCCCCUCCCCGGCCCGCCCCAGCCCAAGCCCGCAUAAACCUAGAUCUAAACCUAGCUGCGUGGCCAGCGCCCAGCCCCCAGCUUGUACAUAUGCCGUCGCCCUCAGGCCCUGCAGAGCCCAGGUCCAGGCUACCCAGCACAGCCCCCUCUCCCCGCUACCCCUCCCAUCCCAGACUUUCCAGGCAGGCGGCGCCCUUGCCAGCCGAUCCUCCAGGUUUGAAGACCCUAGGGUGAGUGGGAGGAGGCAGCAGAAUUGCACCUGUGGGAAAGCCCCCCAGGAGCCUGGCGGCGAGACACACACACACACACACACACACACACACAC
Messenger RNA from Echinops telfairi (small Madagascar hedgehog), 1290 nucleotides. It is a transcript of the gene FAIM2, whose product is annotated as Fas apoptotic inhibitory molecule 2. Gene Ontology annotation, cellular component: membrane; Golgi apparatus; endoplasmic reticulum. Lineage: Eukaryota; Metazoa; Chordata; Mammalia; Afrosoricida; Tenrecidae. Bases 110 to 922 code for a protein of 270 amino acids. Gene Ontology annotation, biological process: negative regulation of apoptotic signaling pathway. The record is from RefSeq and is a predicted model, not a curated record. The transcript is spliced from 11 exons.